Octopus sinensis (East Asian common octopus) is the source of this 1451-nucleotide messenger RNA. RefSeq lists its product as uncharacterized. The record is from RefSeq and is a predicted model, not a curated record. The coding region runs from base 238 to 1368 and encodes 376 amino acids. The transcript has 7 exons. NCBI's taxonomy places the organism in Eukaryota, Metazoa, Mollusca, Cephalopoda, Octopoda, Octopodidae.
CUUAUAAUUUUCUUCACAGCAUAAAAUUUAUUGCACUCUUUUGGACUAUUUGUAUUACUAUUUGACGACAUAACAGAACAUCACUAUUUGCUUUCGAUUCUACUGUUUUACUAUUUUAAUCUACGAGAGUUUUUAUAUGACAGAAGUUGAAACAUUGAGUUUGAGGAACCAACUGGAUUGAUUAAUAGCGGCAAUAUCUUCAAUAGUAAGGAAGACAGUACGAGCAGCUCUCGGAAAAUGCAGCAAUCCACAAGAGAAAACACCCAAUCAACAAUGGAAUGUUUGUUCCCAGGGAACAUACGAAAUGGUUACAUUAUCACCAAGUCUCCAUACUAUCCGGGUAGCUAUAUAACAUUCACGUGUUCCUCGGGAUUUUUCAUGGUAGGUUCACCUUUCAUGAAAUGUUCGGUUAAGUCAACCUGGAUCGGCAGCUUACCACGAUGUGUUUCACUGGAUUUGUCAACCAAAUUUAACCUUAAUUCAUCUGAUAUCACUCUAGUUCCACGUUGGCUUCUAAUCGCCCUGUUUACAAUACUAGGAUUCUUUCUUAUGAUUUUGAUGAUUUUAUUAUUCUACUACUACUGUUGCCGUAAAACAAGCAGCACAUUUGUCCCACGUCGGUUUAAAUUGAAUGAGGAAAGAAUUAAACACCAUUUACGCCAAGAUGCAUCAAAGAAAGAGACAAAAAGUAGUAAAUGUAAUAUUCCUGACCCAAAGAACGGUAGCAAUUCUUUAUCGAACAACAAAAGUAACAACAAAGAAUGCAGGCGACAGUACUGCGCUAAGUCUUUAUCAAACAGCAUCAAUUCUUCCACAGUUAGUUUAGAAUCGACUCCAAUCAUCACGAAGCAAAUGGUUGAAAGAGGAACCAUGGCUUGUAUGCCACACUUAUACACUAUUUCUAUGGAGAAAUCUCAAGCGAGACGAAAGGACCAUAUCAUAUUAAAGGACCACAAUGGGCAUUGCGUUGGUUAUGCUAUACCUCUAGACACAAGGAAAUGGGUUGCUGAGUCACGUGACGAGCAUGAAAGGAACAGCAGUAUGUCUUCAAUCAUAUCAUAUGACCAAAAUAACAUUGAUAAACAUGAACAACAGAUUGUGAAAACCAGCCAUAUUACCAACUCAACACCAUCGUAUACGGACCAUGGCCCUCAUAGGUUGAAACCGACGGUGCUCUAUAUUCACAGCGAUAUUCAUCAAAAAAAUAUCAGAAAUUCUAGAUUGAACCCUAACACAAGACACCGUAAAGGUGUAACUAAAGAGUAUACUUUUAACCAAGGAUGGGGUAUGUUACCUCAGGCCAAGAAACUGACUGGAUGGAUUCCUCACUCACGUCCUAUGCGUAAUAACAAUACAAGCACUCAGUAGACAUGGUUAUUUAUAACUAUAAUGCCUCAUUGCUUGCAUUCAAAUUGAUUUACCUACCUACGUACCUACCUGCUUACCUAUCU